Molecule: messenger RNA, 8042 nt
Organism: Wasmannia auropunctata (little fire ant)
Lineage: Eukaryota; Metazoa; Arthropoda; Insecta; Hymenoptera; Formicidae
Gene: Ziz
Product: dedicator of cytokinesis protein 9
Exons: 25
Coding region: 95-5935 (1946 amino acids)
Biological process (GO): small GTPase-mediated signal transduction; positive regulation of GTPase activity
Molecular function (GO): guanyl-nucleotide exchange factor activity
Source: RefSeq, a predicted model, not a curated record
GCUGAAGGACGAAGUGUACGAGAUCGAUACUGAGGUGGAUCAAGUGGAUGAGGACUUGACGAAGAACGAUGGUAUAACGAGGGAAGGUUAUCUGAUGAAAGGUCCUGAGAUCGGUAGUACGGAUAGAAUGUUCGCUCAUAUCGGCUCGAAGUCGUUCAAGAGACGUUUCUGCCAUCUCAGACAGGAGGUCGACGGCACUUACAUACUCGAGUUUUUCAAAGACGAGAGAAAAGGCGAGGCGAAAUUGACGGUGGUGAUGGACUUCUGCACGGAAGUCGUGCGAAAUCCGAAGCGCGGGCGAUUCUGCUUCGAAUUGCGAAUGAGCGACACUCACAAGUCUUACACUUUGGCCGCCGACACCGAGGCUGAUAUGCAAGAUUGGUUAUUGAAGCUGAGUUCCGUCAUACAGCACUACAAACAGCAGGAGGAAAAGCGUGCCGCGUCGCUGGAGAGAACCUGUAACACGCCCCCGCCGUCGCCGCAACCUAUGCAGGUUUAUGGAACGCUGAAAGGUCUCGAGCAGAGCAUGAAUCCGCAAUUAAUAAAAUAUUCCAGGGAGACUGACACCAGCAUUGCUUUAGCGAGGAGAGAGAACAGAAAAAGACUGUUCAAUGUGUAUCCUUACAUACCACAUGCCAAAACGCAAGUAGGACAAUCUGCCGAUAACGUGGAUCCUUACAAGGAGCAAUUCGGCCACAGGAUUCUCGUCAAGUGCGAAAGUCUUAAAUUUAGACUGCAAGCGCCUAUUGACGAAAAGGAAUCUCUUUGCCAAGUGGAGCCUUAUCAUACAGUGUUGAGCCUUUUCGACGCGAGGAAUGGCAGGAAACUCACGGAGAAUUUUCACUUCGAUAUUAAUCACGAAAUAGUGCGAGAUAUGGCGAGAGAACUUAGUCCCGCAGGAAUUACAACGGAAACGGAGGAUAUCACUCUUCCUGGGGAAUUGAAAACCAUUCCUUCGGACUGGAUAAAAUAUCCGAAACAGGCCAUAUUCAACAUUAGUAAUCCUCAUCCAGAUAUAUUUCUUGUUGUAAGGAUAGAUAAGUUGCUUCAAGGAAACAUGUAUCAGACCUCAGAACCAUAUUUGAAAGCUACCAAGGAUCCGAGGUUAGGCUUGAAGGUGCACAAGCAAGUGCGAGCAUGUUGCCAAAGACUGGGAAAUUAUAGAAUGCCGUUUGCGUGGGCUGCAAGGCCACUGUUUAGAUUGUAUAGCAACGAACUGGAUACAUCCUCGGAUUUUCCAGCGAUAUACAGGCAGGAGGGUAAUAAAAUAAAAGAUGAGGAACUACUAAAACUUCUUUCCGAAUACAGAAAGCCUGAGAAGCUUAGCAAAUUGACUGUGAUACCUGGUUGGCUGAAAAUUAAAAUAGAGCCCAUUACGGACAUUCCUGAAAAUACGUUGUCGACUUGCCUAGCGCCGUUAAAGCCAUUUCCGAUCCCACCAACGGCGGAGCCGACGAUCGAGGUCGCCGAGUUCGAGAGCGCUUCCGAGAGGGACGUGCACCCGUAUACGACAUAUAUCAAUCAUCUGUACGUGUAUCCGCAGACACUCAGCUUUGACAGCCAAAAGAUGUUCACCCGAGCUAGGAACAUAGCGUGUAUCGUGGAGCUCCGUGACGACGACAGCGAGAACGUCAAACCUUUAAGAGUGAUUUAUGGGAGACCGGGUUCGCCGUUGCUGUGCCUACGAGCGUCGUGCGCGGUAUUACAUCACAGCGCAGUGCCUUCUUGGUAUGAAGAGAUCAAGAUUAAGCUACCUACGAAAUUGCACGCGAAACAUCAUAUACUGUUCUCCUUCUAUCACAUAAGCUGUGACAUGAACAAGAAGAAGGAGAACGGCGUUGAAAACUGUGUCGGCUAUGCGUGGGCACCUUUGCUGCACAAAGGAAGACUGAACGUGGAUAUAGAAUCGAAUAUCCAAGUGUUGCCCGUGGCGACGCAUUUGCCGUCGGGAUAUCUCUCCAUACAACCCCUUGGAUUAGGGAAAGGGAACGCAGGGCCGGAUGUCACUUGGAUCGACUCUCAACGACCGAUCUUUACGGUAUCUUUUCAAUUAAUUUCGACGGUAUUCACGCGGGACCUUCAUCUGCACAACCUGUUCGUUCACGCUGAACGCAUCUUGGACACAAAACCCUCAGCUACGCCCUCGGAUUCGGAAACGUGCAAAAUCCUGAAAGCGGCACACGCAAUUCAGCUAGUCACCGUUAUCACGUUUCUCCCAACUAUAUUGAAUCAACUGUUCGUGUUGUUAACGUGCAAUACCAGCCAAGAGAUCGGGCUGUAUGUAAUCAGGGUCUUGAUACAUUUCAUAAACAUGGUGCACGAAGCCGGGCGUAAGGAAAUUCUGCAAGCGUACAUCAAGUUUGUAUUUGUGCUGCCUCCCCUACGAAAUGGUAACGUCGCGGUUCACGAGCAAUUGGCGAAGCACUUGCCAGUUUUGCUACAACCGAGCAAUACCGAUUUUCUGGUGGUGAACAAGUUCAUGCAUCACUCGAGCUUCUUUUUCGAAAUAAUGAUUAAAAGUAUGGCGCAAUAUUUGCUGAGUACUGGCAGGAUAAAGAUGCACAGAAACGAACGGUUCUCAAAAGAUUAUCACGAAAAGAUCAAGAUGUUGUUGGACGUGAUUAUGCCAUAUUUAAUGAACAAGUACAGAGAAAUGCCAGUGGAGACGCACGAAUUGAACAAAAGUCUCGCACAAUUUUUAAAGCGAUGUCUCACAUUCAUGGACCGUGGCUUCGUGUUUCGCCUCAUCAAUUCUUAUCUGGACAACUUUUCGCCUGGCGACCAACGCACGCUGCACGAUUUCAAGUUCACCUUUUUACAAAUUGUCUGCUCUCACGAGCACUAUGUGUCCUUCAAUCUGCCGAUGAUGCAGUCGCGUCUUGCUUCCAGAGAUCUAAUGAAUGAGUAUUGCCUCACGGAGGAAUUUUGCAAACAUCACUUUCUGGCUGGUCUUUUGAUGCAAGAAGUUAGAACCUCCCUCAAUGAGAUUGUGCAGAUUCGCAAAGUCGCCAUUGGUACCUUACGGGAUCUAAUGGCAAAACACGAGUUGGACGAUAGAUAUCAGAAUAAGGGUCAACUGAGUAGAAUAGCAUCGAUUUACAUACCAUGGCUUGGAAUUGUAUUGGAGAAUUUGCACCGACUGCAGUUAGUAGAGGAGAACGAGAUCAAGAUAGAGAUCAAGCAGAACGGCACUAACAGAGUGUCAACCAGUAGCUCGUUUCUGACAACGAAGGAUACCAUUUCUACGACCGCGGGUACACCUAAGUCCAUUCACAGACUGACUCUUCACCUGGACACUCAGUCGCCUAUAAGAUCAUCUAUGCAUCUGCGAGAUUCCACUUACUUUGCCGCCAUCGCGGGUCAGGGAUUAGUAAACGGAUACUCCUGCACCAGUGUCGAGUCCGACACAUCGACGGUGUCUGGUGCGUCCCAGUCUAACAUUUCCCAAGAGACCGCCAUCGUUCGAGAGUUGCCGGAAAACGGAAUGGGCGAGAGGAAGAGACAUUCGCGUACCUUGAGCGUGACGCAGUCGUCGCCCAGAUGCGAUAAGUUGCAGCCCUCGGAAGUGAAGGAUAUUCUACUUUGUUUCCUCUUUAUUGUCAAGUACUUGGGUGAUCACCAGGUGAUUGCCUGGUGGCAACAAUGCAACGAUACAGAAGUACUGAGCUUCUUUACGGUGAUCGAGAUGAGUUUGCAUCAUUUCAAAUAUAUCGGUAAGAGACAAAUAGCCGCGAAUGCUGCGAGUAAUGUUGGAAAGCCACGCACUGUUAAAGCAAUGACUUUACCCGCCAGAAUGGCGCCGCCAGACUUCACCACUGAAAGUCCCGCUACCAGCACAUUGCAACCUCACAAUACAGUUACUAGAGAGAAUCUAGUUGAAAAUGAUAGCGGCAAAUUGUAUCAAGCUCUAUUGGAGGCAAAUAUGGCAACGGAAGUUGGCCUGAUCGCGCUGGAUUGCUUGGGUCUCUUCUGCAUCCAUUUUAAAGAUAUUCUCUUGGCAAAUGAAGGCGACAACGCAGUCAUGCAAAAGUUUUUCAACAUUUAUUUAUCAUUCCUUCAAGUCGGCCAGUCCGAAACUUUAUUACGUCAUGUUUUCGCUGGACUCCGAGCUUUCUUGAAUAAUUAUUCUGUCGCGCUUUUCCAAGGCAACGCUGUGCUUUGCGGACGCUUGUGUUACGAGCUGCUGCGUUGCUGUAACAGCAAGUUGAGUUCCAUACGACAGGAGUCCUGCGCUUUAUUAUAUUUGCUCAUGCGAAGUAAUUUUGAGUUUACUAGUCGGAAGGGAUUAACUAGAGUGCACUUGCAGGUGAUAAUUUCGGUCUCUCAAAUGCUGGGAAAUGUGAUCGGUUUGAACAAUUCGCGAUUUCAAGAAUCGCUGUCGUUAAUCAACAGUUACGCCUCCUCCGAUAAAGUUAUGAAAGGCACGGGUUUUCCAGUUGAGGUGAAGGAUCUCAACAAAAGAAUACGAACGGUUUUAAUGGCAACCGCGCAGAUGCGGGAGCAUAAUAACGAUCCUGAGAUGCUAGUCGACCUGCAGCACAGUUUGGCCAACUCUUAUGCCAGCACGCCCGAAUUGAGGCACACUUGGUUGGAGACGAUGGCUAGGAAUCACGCCAGGGAUGGUAAUUUCUCUGAGGCUGCCUGCUGUCAACUGCAUAUCGCAGCACUAAUGGCUGAAUAUCUGAAAUUGCGGAAAGUUCAUCCGUGGGGCGCGGAGGCUUUCGAUCAAAUCUCCAUAAAUAUAUCGAAGGACGAGCGUAAUCUCAAACUCGAUGCCGGUGAGAUUUGCAUUCAAGAUAUUCACUAUAAUGAAAGUUUACUUCUCGAACAAUUGGAGGUUUGCGCCGACACGUUGGAGAAGGCCGAGCGCUUUGAAUUACUUGGGCAUUUGUACCGCUUAAUAGUUCCUAUGUAUGAAAAGAAAAGAAAUUACGAAGCUUUGGCUAAUUGUUACUCGCAUUUGGCACAAGCCUGCAAUAAAAUUGUGGAGGUAACGCGAACUGGAAAGAGAUUGCUCGGAAGGUUCUACAGAGUGGCAUUCUUUGGCAUGGCAUAUUUCGAGGAGGAGAACGGUCAAGAAUACAUCUAUAAGGAACCCAAAGUGACAUCCUUGUCUGAAAUAUCGGAACGUUUGUUGCGUUUGUAUAGUGAAAAGUUCGGAUCUGAAAAUGUUAAAAUAAUAAUGGAUUCCGUACCGGUCGAUGUAAGCGAAUUAGAUCCCAAGGUGGCGUACAUUCAAGUAACUCAUGUCACACCGUACUUUGAGAAGAUCGAGUUGGAAAUACGGCAGACCGAGUUCGAGCAGAAUCACAACGUAUCCUGCUUCAUGUUCGAGACGCCGUUCACUAAGGAAGGCAAAGCGAGAGGCAGUCCGGAGGAUCAAUGGAAACGCAGGACUAUUCUCACAACGCAAUAUGCUUUUCCGUAUGUGAAGAAACGCAUCGGGAUUGCCGAGAAACGGAUAGUGGAGCUCAGCCCUAUCGAGGUUGCCUUGGAUGAAAUGAGGCAACGCGUUCAGGAAUUGGAGGAUGUGGCUUUGAUCGGACCGACGGACGUGAAGAAGUUGCAAUUACGUCUCCAGGGUAGCAUUUGCGUAACAGUGAACGCUGGUCCCUUAGCCUAUGCUUCCGCGUUUCUGGAUCCCGCGCUCUCUCCACAAUAUUCCGAUGACAAAGUAGAAGAGUUGAAGGAUGUCUUUAGGGAAUUUGUCAAGAUAUGUUACACAGCAUUACAAAUUAAUAGCAAACUAAUCACGCCGGACCAACAUGAGUAUCAAGAAGUGUUACGUGAGAACUAUCAGAAACUGUGCCAGAGCUUGUCGUCCUUGUUUGGGGAGCCAAUAUGGCCGGACGAGCAAGUAGGAAGCUUCAAGCGCAAUAGCGCUGCUCUGUUCAGCGCUAUCAGCGGUGCUAACAAUCACACCAGUACAGCCUAAGUCAAUAAUCUUAGUAUGUUCAUCCAAUAGACCUCAGAUUUAUUUACUCUUUAGCAUAAUAUGUCUAAGGCAGGGUCAACAAAACUUCUUAUGGAAGAAUUUGUACCAGUGUUAGUAACGUUAUUUGGAAGUGCCUUCCAAAGAAAAUAUAAACUUAAUAGCAAAAAAAAACACCAUUGGCAUUAAUACACCACGGUAUAUAUACAUAGUACAUUCUGUGUUAAUAUUAAUAAAUUUUUCAUCAAUUUGAUUGUUGCGCUUGAAUUCAGUACAUUUGAUAACCAUGAUCAUUGCAACGAUAGCGUAAACGUUUAUGGCCAGAUGGUCAUAAGUGCGCAACAAAAACUCAGCAAAUUGUGCUACAGAAAUCUCCAAUAUAAGAAGUUAUUCAGAGAGUUAUACAGAGACAAACAUGAUUAUAUUAGAAUUAGAAAACUUAACCACGUCUGAGACACAUAUCAGACGUGUACAUUAAACUGUCAGAAUCAUUGAAAUGCCUAUAUUUAUCGCUCUUGUUAAGCACGUUUCAUCUACUUCUCUUGCUGAUUACAGAAAAUAUUUAGGCUUAGAUUUACUUUUAAAAAUGUAUGUUUAUAUACAUAUAAGUGUUAGAAUUUUUUUUCAUGCAACGCCAUAUUAAUUUUUUGAUUAUUUACAUUACUGAAAAAUAGACUUCUGGAUGAUUACUAACGCUGCUACACAUUUUAAUCAUGGGAGUUCGACUACCCUGGUCUAAGGUUCUUCCGAGAUAUUUAUAUCGAAAAUAUUGACGGUUUGUAUUUCUAUUCUUCUUAUUGACGUGUCAUUUACGAAUUUAUGAUCAAGUGUGUGUAUCAAUUUUGUAACUUUUGCACUGGCCUAACGGAGAUUUUCUGAUCACUGCCAGAUCUUUUAGACGAGCGUUUACGAAUAUUCUAGGAAAGUCGACAUUAUAAGGAAGAAAUACGUAAGAAUAAAUUAUAGCUGAUCUAUAAUUGUUAAAAAAUUUGGUAGACAUGCAAUGUCUUGAAAAAAACCAUAUCUAAAAAAAUCAUCUCAUCAACUGAGACAAGUCCCGAAUGUCACAAUACUAAAAUAUCAUAAUACUGAAAUUACUCAAAUUGAGACAAUGUCUCAAUUUUGAAAUGACAUAAUACUGAGAUCAAAGAACUGAGAUUAUAAUUACAGUCCCGAGUUAUAAUUGUAAAAACUAAUGUAUCCAAAUAAUAUUCUAAAAUAUAAAUUUUUUGAAGUAUUUUUAAAAUUGCACAGAUAAAUCGUCACGUCAUUUUGAUGUACAUACAUUUAUAUGAAGAAUCCUCUUGCAGAAAGAAUAACAAACGGAAUAACAUUUGGAUUGUGUAUGUCGUAUAUUAAAAGAUAUAUUUUCUAUAUAUUCUUUAUAUUGAAAUAAUAUAAGAUGUAUAUACAAUAUAUCUUAUAAAAAAUACAUAAUCUAUAUAUCGUUUCUUUUUCUAUAAGAAGUUUCUUUGUAUAUGUCGAAAGAUAGUGAUCUACUUGUGCAAUUUCAAAAAUGUUUCAAGAUAUUUAUAUUUUAGGAUAUUUUGAUUGAUACAUUAAUUUUUACAGUUAUAAUUUUUUGGGACAUCGUAUUAGUUCUUUGAUUUCGGUGAUAUUUCGAGGAACUGUCUCAGUUCUUAUACAGUUUACAAUAUUCCGACGUUUUGGGAUAUUGUUCCAAACAUUUUUUAAAUUUCGGUUUUUUUUUCGGGACAUUGCAUGCCCACCAAAAAUUUCGACAAAGCCAUUGAAAACUGCUUUUACGUAUUAAGCCUGUAAUGUAAAUGUAGUUUGAUAAGUUGCAAUUUAACGAAUAAGAUAUAAGUUAGUCCAUAUACCAGGGCAUUUAUGUAGUAUAUCUAAUGUCGAGUAAAAAAAUGUACUGGUACACCUCAGUUCUUUCACUAUGAAUAAUGCUAGUCCAUAAGGCAUUUAUAUUUGAUGUCCAUAUAUAAUCAAUUUUAUAGAUUUUUGUCUAUAUCCUUUUAUCAAUUAGGAAAAAGAUAACUAUAUAAUCUAGUUAGUUAACAAAAAUGAUUUAAUAAAAUAACAGAAAAUUAUUCGCUUGUAAUAUUUGAAGAACUGACACAAUAAGAUUAAUAUCUUA